GUUUACCUCCAUCUAUCUAUCCUGCUGGGUCGUGGUCUCUGGCUCUCCUUUCCAUCAUCUGCUUCCCUCCUAGAUAGAUGGGCGAUGUAAAGAAUUCCUUUUCCCUGGCCCAGAGGUGUGUAUCUGUGCGAUCUCUGUGCCUUCGUGUACCGCCAAAGGCAGAUAUGGGAGCGUGAGUGAAAGCGAAAUCACUCAGCCGGACGUUGUUCGUUUCGAAACCCGCUGGAAACUGCCCGUUCUAAGGAUUCGGCAUCAAACUCCUCAAGCUGCUUCUACUCCUAACCAAGGCGAAGUAGCCAUUGUGCUCAACUUGAUUUGCGACCAAUUGUGGUGUCAUCAAACGACUCGCUUUGAUUCGAACCUUCCUUGAUUCUUCCCUCAACAUGAGAUUGCGAUCAAGUGGAAACGAGAAGAUGGAUGCUUCUGCCUCGUCAUCGCCCUCGUAUUACGUGGUUUGCCUUCAUGAAAAGUGCUCCCAAGAGGCGGCACAAUUUAUGGCCGACCAUUUGAGUGCGCCUGUAUCCAAGGACGGGGCUGGGUUGAUUGUUGAACAAGAGGUUCUACGUCCCAAUGGCCUCAUUCUCCACAUCUCGGCAUCUAGGCAGCGCGUCCUCGAAUUGGCCGAGACCGUGGGCAUCAAAAAGCCCGAUUUGGAUGGGGUCAUAUGUGAGUUUGAAAUCGCUCAAGCCGACCGAUUCCCCGAAUCUGGCUUGGUGGGCCCCCUUACCUUAUCGGACAUUCAUCGAUGUGUCCUUUACGCCAUGGAAUUUCUCCACUUCGAUCACGACCGCAAAUACUUACCCGGUCAUGAAGAUUCCAAGAUUAUGAAAGGCGCACCCAUGCUCUCGGCUUAUCGUGAAGCGGGUUACAUUGAUACGUUCCCGUUGCAUGACGAUGAGACUUUGGAACGGUUACACAAGAAAUGGAAACACGCCAGCAUUUUCAAUCCUCCCUUGGAUGACAUCCGAGAUUAUUUUGGCGAAAAUGUGGCUCUCUACUUCUCUUUUGCCACCUUCUACACCUAUUUCCUCAUGCCGAUUGCACUCAUUGGCAUCGUUCAGUUCAUUUUGGACCGAUUUCUGCACGUGGAUUUCUUAUUCAGCAACGUGACAUUCUCUUGCCUCAAUCUGAUUGGAGUGACGAUUUUCUUGGAAAUGUGGAAGAGGAAAUCAAACAAGCACAACUAUCAUUGGGGCACCGGCGGGAAACUCCGGCAUAAGCGUGCCAGGCCUGAAUUUCGGGGUGAAUUGGGCAUCAAUAAGAUCACAGGGAAAGAGGAGAUGCAGUAUCCAUUUCAGCAAACCCUCAAAAAGGUCCUCUUUGUUUCGUUACCGAUUACAGUUGCGUGUUUGUUGGUGGCUUUCUUCCUCAUGUUAUUGAGCUUCCAAGCGGAAAAGUUCGUGUACCAAAAAAUACAUGAUCCCAUGUCUGGGGAGAUUCCAUUCCUUCUCUCUUUGGUGUCCAAUGUCCCCUCCAUUGUAUACUCGAUCCUCGUGUUCCUCAUGAACCAUAACUAUCUUCACCUGGCGCAUUUCCUCACUGAAUGGGAGAACCACCGCACUCAGGAGCAAUUCGAGAGGCAUGUGGUGUCCAAAUUGGUUCUCUUUGAAUUCGUGAACACCUUCUUGGCUUUAUUCUACAUUGCGUUUUACUUGCAAGACAUCGUCAUGCUCAAGAACCAGGUGUUCACUAUGUUAAUUAUCCAGCAGAUCAUUGGCUUGCUACAAGAGACCAUUCUACCGAUUGUUCUCAAGCGACCGUCUACCCGUCGCGUCAUGAAGAAAAUAAGUAAGAGGGUGGUCAAGGAUCUGACCAAGAAGUUUGACGUCCACCACAAACAGCUGGAAACCUUACCGUUUAUCGACAAUGAAGAAAGCAAGAUUGCCAUGGCCAAUUAUAGUCUCCAUCGAGACCCUUAUGAAAGCACGUAUGACGACUUCAUGGAAAUGUGGCUUCAAUUCGGUCAUGUGUUCUUGUUCUCCUCGGUAUACCCUCUGGCUGGGUUCCUAGCGUUGUUAAACAACUUGUUUGAGCUGAAAGUGGAUGCCUACAAAUUAUGUCGCCUGGCCCGAAAACCCACACCGAGGUCUGUCAGGGAUAUCGGUGCUUGGUACAUGGCCUUCAGCGUGACCUCAGUGAUUUCGGUCAUGACCAACUGUGCCUUAUUGGCCAUGGACAAGGACGUUCAGGCCUUUGCUCCACACGCGUCUGGAACAGACUGGGCACUCACUUUUGUGGUCAUUGAACAUGUGUUUCUCCUCAUUCGAUUGGCCAUUGACAAGCUCAUUCCGGAUGUGUCAAACUCGAUCAAGUUUGCAAUUGAUCGGGAUAACUACAUUCUUAAAAAUAGAAGAGUUAUCAAAUAAAUCUUACAUUAUUA
Tigriopus californicus is the source of this 2380-nucleotide messenger RNA. It is a transcript of the gene Axs, whose product is annotated as anoctamin-10-like. The coding region runs from base 384 to 2366 and encodes 660 amino acids. Lineage: Eukaryota; Metazoa; Arthropoda; Copepoda; Harpacticoida; Harpacticidae. Gene Ontology annotation, biological process: chloride transmembrane transport. Gene Ontology annotation, cellular component: plasma membrane. The transcript is spliced from 2 exons. Gene Ontology annotation, molecular function: chloride channel activity. The record is from RefSeq and is a predicted model, not a curated record.